AUGAGCUCCAUUCACGAGGUUGUGGCUCUUAUUGAAGAACUGUACUCUCCUCAUCCAAAACACGACGUUAAUCAGAUUCAACAGAGUUUACAGUCAAUCCAGAGAUCAGAGCAAGGCUUCCACCUUGCUAAUGAGCUGCUAUCUGAUGAUAAGUACUCUGCCAACGUCAAGUACUUCGGUGCGCUGACUUUAACUGUGCAACUAAACACACGGGGUGAAAACGAUUAUGAAACUUUAUGGAAUGUCUUCAAAUCAAAUUUAUUGUACUUAACAAAAUUCAGUACAUUAUAUGUUUCAGACUCUAAUAUGUACGGGCAGUCUCUAAUUAUAAUUAAAAAGUUGAUGUCAAACUUGUCAUUGAUCUUCACUAAGGUCAACGAUCCGCAGCUUAAUAGUACUGGUAAUGAGAAUAUGAUUAAGCAAUGGAACAAUCCAAUAAAUACAUUAAUUCAACUCAUGUCGCUUCAAGAUCAAAAUAUUCAUGCAGACCAGCUAUUGCUUGAUUCGAUCAACUGUACCUUGACAUAUGAGCAACUGUCUCAAUUCGCUGGCCUUUCUCAGAAACACAAUGAACUAGUAUUGACGUUUACGGAAAUUAUUGUGGAAGAUUUGACGAAGUUUCAAACAAAAAGGCAUUCAAUGUCUCAAAUCCACGAAUUAGUACAUGAGCACCUAUAUAUAUCGACUAUGGCUUUGAUCAACUUAAAUUUGACUGCGCAAAGUCUUUUCAAUCCUACGGUAUUUGAUUGUAUUACUGCUUGGAUUAAUUAUAUUUCAUUAACCAGAAGUGUAUCUCCAAGUGGUAGAAUGGAUCUAUCGGAAAUCUUUCAGAACCUGAUUGAUUUGAUGUAUCAAUCUACUGAGGGUUCAGAUGGUUAUGAGAAUGCCGAAAAGAUUUUAACAAUAUUUGGUAAUGUCUUUGCCAAUGAUCCAUUGUUAAUGAGUUAUGACUUGAGACAACAAAUUGAGUGCAUUUUUUUAGGUGUAGUAAGACCUGAUUUUGGUAUAACCGACACAUCAAAUGGAAACUCUUGGAUGCUACAAUAUAUGAAUUAUUUAGUUACCAAUGAUUUUUUUUCUGAAUUGAAGGAAUUGACCAUUUGUAUCGUGGACUUCUUGCAAAUUAACACUUUAAGCGUUUGUAACAAACUAUUCACUAACAUUCAAGCAACAGAUAAUGCUCAGGUUCAAGAUAAAUUCAUUCAAGACUACAUUAAAGUACUUUUGCAACUAACCAACUUUCCUUUGACGCCUGUCUUACAAGAAUUCUUUUCCGUAAAAAUGGUCGAUUUUUGGUUGGAUUUAUCAGACGCCUAUUCUAAUUUAGCUAGCGAAACUUUAAGGCCAAAUUCUAUUGAAUUGUCUACACAAAUUUUUCAGCAAUUAAUCAAUAUUUACUUACCUAAAAUAUCUUUGAGCGUUAAACAAAAAAUAAUUGAAGAAGAUGGUGAGAGUACUUCUAUGAACGAAUUUGAUGAUUUUAGAAACGCCGUUAGUGAUCUUGCUCAAUCUCUUUGGUCUAUUUUGGGGAACGAUAAUUUAACGAAUGUUCUUAUUAAUGGUAUGGGCCAAAUGCCCGCUGCUGGUGAUGACACUCUUCUCAUCAAGGAUUCUGAUGUUUUGUUCCGGAUUGAAACCAUGUGCUUUGUAUUGAAUACUAUAUUAAUGGAUAUGACACUAUCGGAGAGCCCAUGGAUAAAAAAUAUUGUUGGUUCCAAUAAAUUUUUCAAUCAAAACGUCAUAUCCGUCUUUCAAACUGGUUUUCAAACUAAUGCCGGUACAAAAGUAGGUCAAAUUUUGAAGCUUGACAUUGUAAGAACAAGCACUACGUUAAUUGGUACUUUAGCUGGAUAUUUUAAACAGGAACCAUUUCAAUUAAACCCAUAUGUAGAAACUUUAUUUCAAGUUUUGCAUACUUGCACUAAUUUUACCAGUAAAAACGAGCAAGAAAAGAUUUCAAACGACAAACUUGAAGUUAUGGCGAUCAAGACAGUCUCAACACUAUGUGAAACAUGCCGUGAGGAGUUGACUCCAUAUUUGGUGCAUUUCAUAAGCUUCUUAAACGCUGUCAUUAGGCCAGAUUCUAAUGUUUCUCAUUUUACUAGAACCAAGUUAGUCAGAUCGAUAGGGUAUGUCGUUCAAUGUCAAGUUGCUAAUGGUCCAGAAGAGCAGGCCAAGUAUAUUCUACAAUUGAUAGAUUUACUAAAUGGAUCAAUAGAGCAGUGUUUGGCUUCAUCAGUACAGUUACAGGAGCAACAAGAUUACAUCAAUUGUCUAUUAUGUUGCACAUCUGAGUUGGCAACCAGUUUGAUACAACCUACAGAAAUUAUUGAAAACGAUGCGCUAUUACAAAGACUACCUGACUUUCAAAAUUUCUGGUCCGCCGAUCCGUUUCAAAUUCGAUCGAAAAUUUUAUCCACCAUUGAUAAGGUGUUGGAUAAUCCAAUAUACGGUAAAAAUUCUGCGUUUGUGGAGAUCGGUUGUUUGAUUGUUGGCAAAGGAUUAAAUUUGCCUGACGAGGAACCUUUUUUCCUCAAAUACAAUAUGUCUGAUGUUAUGAAAUUUGUUUUGAGGCACGUCCCCAACUGUGAAUUUUCUACCUCGUUGCCUUAUUUCGUUUAUCUAUUAGAAAAGCUUAUUUCAGAAUUUAAGACUGAAUUAUCAUCUCAGGAAUUUGAUUUCAUGUUCGAAAAGAUCCUUCUCGCCUAUUAUGAUCCGUAUAUUAUUAAUGAUCCAGACCUUUUACAAAUGACAAUAGGUUUUGUUAAUACCGUUUUGGAUGUGAAGCCUGGUUUGGCUAUUGGUAGUAAACAUUGGACUUCAUUUCUGUUACCUCAUCUUCUGAAGCUACUACCAUCAAAAGAAAAAUUUACCAUUGUUGCAGUGGCAAAAUUUUGGACCAAGCUGAUUAAUAACAAGAAAUACAAUCAAGAGGAACUUACGAUUGUCAGGCAGCAAAUUUCCUCUAUAGGACAAGAGCUUGUAUACCAAAUUAUGUAUGGUUUAUUCCACACGCAAAGGUCGGAUUUGAAUAGUUACACGGAUUUGCUAAGAGCUUUGGUAGCCAAAUUCCCGAUUGAAGCCAGGGAGUGGCUAGUUGCCGUUUUGCCCCAAAUAUGUAGCAACCCUGCUGGCCAUGAAAAAUUCAUUAAUAAAUUACUUAUAACGAGGGGAAGCAGAGCAGCUGGAAAUGUUAUUUUGCAAUGGUGGCUGGAUUGUACUACACUUCCAAACUAUCAAUCAUGA
This is a messenger RNA of Saccharomyces mikatae IFO 1815, 3246 nucleotides long. It is a transcript of the gene KAP122, whose product is annotated as Kap122p. The transcript has a single exon. The record is from RefSeq and is a predicted model, not a curated record. Gene Ontology annotation, cellular component: nuclear membrane; cytoplasm. Lineage: Eukaryota; Fungi; Ascomycota; Saccharomycetes; Saccharomycetales; Saccharomycetaceae. Gene Ontology annotation, biological process: protein import into nucleus. Bases 1 to 3246 code for a protein of 1081 amino acids.